UUUUUUUUCGGAAAAAAGGGAAAGAAAUAGAAACUAUCAUUUCUCUAUAAAUACAAAGAGCAGCCAUGAAGUCUCUUGAGUUGUUGUUAGAGCCUCUCCUGCUGCCUUCUCCGUUCAACGUUUAGAUUUUGGUGGAAAAGAACAAGACCAAACAGGUUGAGAAAUGGCACGCAAGAAGAUCAGAGAGUACGACUCCAAGAGGUUGUUGAAGGAGCACUUCAAGAGGCUCUCCGGCAGAGACUUACCGAUUAAAUCGGCACAGGUCACCCAAUCAACCGAUUUUAAUGAACUAGCACAGAAUGAACCUUGGCUUUUAUCGACAAAACUUGUGGUGAAACCAGAUAUGUUGUUCGGAAAGCGUGGAAAGAGCGGUUUGGUUGCCUUGAAUCUUGAUUUGGCUCAAGUUUCUGCUUUUGUCAAGGAGCGCCUUGGCAAAGAGGUAGAGAUGGGUGGAUGCAGAGGACCUAUUACGACAUUCAUCGUUGAACCUUUCAUCCCGCACAACGAAGAGUUUUACCUUAACAUCGUCUCAGAACGUCUAGGGAACAGCAUUAGCUUUUCAGAAUGUGGAGGAAUCGAAAUCGAAGAGAACUGGGAUAAGGUUAAGACUAUAUUUGUCCCAACAGGAGUAUCUCUUACCUCAGAAUUAUGUGCUCCACUUGUGGCAACCCUUCCUUUGGAGAUCAAAGUGGAGAUUGAGGACUUUAUCAAAAGCGUUUUUGCUCUAUUUCAGGACCUGGACUUCACUUUCCUAGAGAUGAAUCCAUUCGCAUUGGUCAACGGAAAGCCUUAUCCUUUAGAUAUGAGAGGCGAGUUGGAUGAUACGGCUACUUUCAAGAACUUCAAGAAGUGGGGAAAUAUUGAAUUUCCAUUGCCAUUUGGAAGAGUUAUGAGUCCUACAGAGACCUUUAUUCAUGGACUGGAUGAAAAGACAAGUGCGUCAUUGAAAUUCACGGUUUUGAACCCAAAAGGACGAAUUUGGACUAUGGUAGCUGGAGGAGGUGCUAGUGUCAUCUAUGCAGAUACGGUUGGAGAUCUUGGCUAUGCUUCUGAGCUUGGAAACUAUGCAGAAUAUAGUGGAGCUCCCAAGGAAGAGGAAGUGUUACAGUAUGCCAGAGUUGUAAUUGAUUGUGCAACUGCUGAUCCUGAUGGCCAUAAGAGAGCCCUUGUAGUUGGAGGAGGAAUAGCUAACUUCACCGAUGUUGCAGCUACGUUUAAUGGUAUAAUCCGUGCUUUGAAGGAGAAGGAGUCUAAACUUAAAGCAGCAAGGAUGCAGAUAUAUGUGAGGAGAGGAGGUCCUAACUACCAGAGUGGCCUUGCAAAAAUGCGGGCACUUGGACAGGAAAUCGGAAUCCCAAUCGAGGUUUAUGGCCCCGAAGCAACAAUGACCGGAAUAUGCAAACAGGCGAUUGAGUGUAUCACUGCAGCUGCAUAAAUAAUUCUUGAAGAUUUUAUCUCUGUUGUGUUUUUCAUUUUUGUGGCAAGUUUCAGGUGUCUUGUUAAAUCUUCCAUCUUCGGUAUACCAGAAACCUUGGGGAAAUGUAAUUUCUUAUAUUAAUGUGCCAAAAAUAAUGGUGUCUGAGAAUUAUAGAUGUAAUCUGUGUAAUGGGAUUGUCAUCCCAUAAUAAAGAGCUUAGACUGAUCCACCUAA
Molecule: messenger RNA, 1651 nt
Organism: Carya illinoinensis
Lineage: Eukaryota; Viridiplantae; Streptophyta; Magnoliopsida; Fagales; Juglandaceae
Product: ATP-citrate synthase alpha chain protein 1
Exons: 13
Coding region: 164-1435 (423 amino acids)
Biological process (GO): succinyl-CoA metabolic process; tricarboxylic acid cycle
Cellular component (GO): succinate-CoA ligase complex
Molecular function (GO): succinate-CoA ligase (ADP-forming) activity
Source: RefSeq, a predicted model, not a curated record